Molecule: messenger RNA, 1356 nt
Organism: Didymodactylos carnosus
Lineage: Eukaryota; Metazoa; Rotifera; Eurotatoria; Philodinida; Philodinidae
Source: the annotation of a GenBank genome assembly
AUGUCUGUUAUAACUGAUUUACUUGUAUUUAAUGGUAUGUCUAAUUCAACAAAACCUACUCUAUUGUCAAUAAUUUCUGACAGUGAUGAGAAUGAUCAUUCUCAUCUAUGGAUUGAUGAUCAUUUACCAUUUGGUUCACACGAUCAUUCAAUUCGUUUAGAAUAUAUUUCAUUUGUAAUUACAAUAUUAGCAUUUAUUAUCGGAAUAACAGGAAAUUUAUUUCUUUUAAUUGGUAAUGGUUAUGUAUUACGUACAUCUCGUCCAAAAUCUCGUACAUUUGAAAAUUUUCUCAUUGAAAUAACAUGUUUUGAUACAAUGGUUUUAAUUUAUCAUUUAAUUAAUAAUAUUAUAAGAUAUAAAACUUCAUUAAGUACAACGACAAUGGAAUCCAUGACUGGUCUUAUUAAUAUUUCAACAUUUUGUUGUAAAUUAAUGACCUAUGUUAUUCGUAUAUCAAUGUUAAUGAGUCAUUGGCUUAUCGUUUUAUUAUUACUUAAUCGUCUACUAUUAGUUUAUUCUAAAUUUCAAUAUGCAUUAGCCAUUGUUAAUGCUAAAUAUGCUGUAUUAGGCAUGUUAUUUUUAUUUAGUUUAUUUAAUGUUCCAACAAUUGAGUCAAUGUCAUUUAAUGAACCAAUUAUAUUUUCUAUAAAUGAGACAACAAAUUUUACAUUUUAUAGAAAUUGUCUUGUUAAUUCAGAAAUGGAUUUAGAGUCAUCAUUUAAAUCAUUUGUUGUCUUUAUUAAUGUAUUUUUAUUUAAUGGUUUUGGUCUUAUAUUACCAACAAUACUUAUAUUAUUAUUAUCAUUAGCUUUAUUUCGUAAAGGAUAUAAUAUAUGGUAUCAAUUAAAUAAUCGUACAUCAUCAACAGAAAAUAUUUGUCUAACAUAUGAUUCACCAAUUGUAGAAUUUUUAAAAACAUAUAAUUCUGCUUUUUCAAUUGGUAUUAUAUUUUUUAUAUUAUCAGUACCAUGUAAAAUAUUACGUUUAAUAAUAAUUACAACAAAUUCAACAACAAUAUUAAUUAAUUCUCAUAGACAUUUAAGUACAAUUGGUCAAAUAUUUGAAUUAUCAUUAUAUAUUUAUAAAUUUUAUAUUUAUAUUUUUGUAUCAAGACGUUUUCGUUGUGCACUUAAAUAUUUAUUAAAACAUCGUCAAUCAACAAUAAUCGCAAGAAAUUUAAAUCGUAUUUAUAUUAGUCAAUCAUAUGAUUCUGUACCAUUUGACACAUUAUAUAAACAUUUACAAACAACUGAAUUUGAUUCACCAAUUAAUUUAUCAUCAAGUAGAAGAAGUUCAUAUAAAACACGUUCAAGUGUAUCAAGUAGAAAAACAAGAGAAGAUGAAAUAUCAUUGUAA